AUGAGCGACAUCAAAGUCACCUUAGCGGUGGAAGAUCGGGCUGAGAACCAAGACACAUUAAGUAUUUCAGAAAUCGUGCCUCGGAUCGUUGCUGAACGGAAGUCGUUCGUGGACGUUACCGAGGAGUCGCUACUCGAGGAAAUCGCCAAUUGUGUGGCUGACUCGGCUGACGACAAUGUGAAGGAUGAGGUGGAUGAGAAGCCCGAUGAGUCCCCCUUUGACCAGCACCGACUCAAGCUGCUGGAGAACGUCAAAGCCGCAUACAACGAGAGUGCGCUGGCGCUAGAUUUCGUGUCACUGCUCAUUUCGAGCGUGCGACCCACUUCUGCAUCCACGUCCAUGUCUCCACAUCUCAAAACACACAUUCCUGUGGGCUCUCUGGGUGCAGACCGAGUGCCUGCUCCCCAGGUGGCCAACGAGCCCGGCGUUGGCAUUGGAUGGAAAAUUGAGUCUUUGACAAACGCGCGUGACCGACUCAAGACGUGUGCUUCGAGGCUGCGGACUGAGGCUGCCAAGGAGAAGACCUACUGGGCUGGCGUUGCCUCUAUUGCUGCGACUGGCGAGGUUCUUUUCAAGGUGCGAAAUUCUGAUACCCGAGGGCUAGGCAUCAAGUAUGGUUUUGGAGACGCUGGAAGUAAAUAUCGUGAUCCAGGUAUCGGUGUGUUGAAGCGUUCGGCUACAGGAACUGUGGACUUCGAGCCCAAGGAGGAGGUGCAAAAGAAGUUUGUCAGAGUGACUAUUAAGUCUGAAGAGGGAGAAGUCACCAAAAGUGUCAGCAAUGUAUAUACCAGGGACUCUAAGCCGCCAACUGACCCGACGCUAGCUGCUAUUCACGAGACUCGCCAUGCACUGUUUGAAGAAGAGUUGUUCUUUGAGAUUGCCAGAGAGGCAAGACUGCUGACCUCGAGAAAGGUGACCGUUGCUGAUGGAGCUGUAACGGUGGAUCUGGGCGAAGGGGACAUGGUUGUGAUUGAGUGGGUGGAGGUCCCAGAAGAGCCUACAACUACAUUUGCACCUUCUCUAGCAAACUUAUUUGUGCUGGCGCUGAGACUGCUGCUGGCUAAUGCUCAUCGACAGCAAUUGGAGAAGAUGAGAACUCCCCCUGCUCCGUUGCAAUCUAAGGGUGGUCCCAAUCCCAACCCUCCUCUGCCUAUACUAAGACCUCUUCUCGCACACAUUCUGCACAAGCGGCUGGUGAGUCGCGCCAGAAGAUCCCUCUAUCUUCUGUCUACAACCCAUUCCGGUCUCAGCUUCGAGAUAACCACAAACAACUCUACAGAUAAGGAAUCUUCUUCUUUGGGUCGACUCAUGGCAGCUCCUGUUUCCAAUCUCAAGAUCAAGUUUUCGGACAAGGGUAAUGCCAAGGUAGUUAUUCCUUCUCCUCUACAGUCGCAUCAGUCGAUGUUCGAUGUGACCAUGUUCAAGGGUACCUCUCAGGAGACUGUGACUAGCCAUACUGGGUUCCAUGAGCUGGUCGAGUUGGAAGAGUGGGUGCGGUGGGCUGCCGAUAGAUCUGAGCCCAAAAAGAGUAACUAA
Molecule: messenger RNA, 1536 nt
Organism: Yarrowia lipolytica CLIB122
Lineage: Eukaryota; Fungi; Ascomycota; Dipodascomycetes; Dipodascales
Biological process (GO): regulation of transcription by RNA polymerase II
Cellular component (GO): core mediator complex; mediator complex
Molecular function (GO): transcription coregulator activity
Source: RefSeq, a predicted model, not a curated record